GCCUGGGGCCUCGGGGGCGGCCCUGAUCGUCCUUCUCCCCGCCCGGGCCGGGUCACGGUUGUGCCUCCGGCGGCGCUCGGCCACCUCUGUGUCUCCGCCCUCGCUGGGUCGCGCUGCUGCCUGGGCGCGGCGGCGGCGCCCUGUUGAAUGGGCUGUGAGGGCCCGGGUCUGAAGUGCUGGUGGACGCGGCCUCCGGGGGCGCAAGGCAGCAGCAGCGGUGGCGACCAAACGGGUGUUGGAGUUGGCAGCGGCCAUGGAGGGCCUGGCUGGCUAUGUGUACAAGGCGGCCAGCGAGGGCAAGGUGCUCACUCUGGCUGCCUUGCUCCUUAACCGGUCGGAGAGCGAUAUCCGCUACCUGCUGGGCUAUGUCAGUCAGCAGGGAGGACAGCGCUCCACACCCCUCAUCAUCGCAGCCCGCAAUGGGCACGCCAAGGUGGUGCGCUUGCUGUUAGAACACUACCGUGUGCAGACCCAGCAGACUGGCACCGUCCGCUUCGACGGGUAUGUCAUUGACGGUGCCACUGCCCUUUGGUGUGCUGCGGGAGCCGGACAUUUUGAAGUUGUUAAGCUUCUAGUCAGCCAUGGAGCCAACGUGAACCACACCACAGUCACUAACUCAACUCCAUUGCGGGCAGCAUGCUUUGAUGGCAGACUGGACAUUGUGAAAUAUUUGGUUGAAAAUAAUGCCAAUAUCAGCAUUGCCAACAAGUAUGACAACACCUGCCUGAUGAUCGCGGCCUAUAAGGGGCACACUGAUGUGGUCAGAUACCUCUUAGAACAACGUGCUGACCCCAAUGCUAAAGCACACUGUGGAGCCACAGCACUGCACUUCGCAGCCGAAGCUGGUCACAUUGACAUUGUGAAAGAACUGAUAAAAUGGCGAGCUGCAAUAGUGGUGAAUGGCCAUGGGAUGACACCGUUGAAGGUAGCUGCCGAAAGCUGUAAAGCUGAUGUCGUUGAACUGUUGCUCUCUCAUGCUGACUGUGACCGCCGAAGUCGGAUUGAAGCCUUGGAGCUCCUGGGUGCCUCCUUUGCAAAUGACCGUGAGAACUAUGACAUCAUGAAGACAUACCACUAUUUAUAUUUAGCUAUGUUGGAGAGGUUUCAGGAUGGUGACAACAUUCUUGAAAAAGAGAUUCUCCCACCCAUCCAUGCUUAUGGGAACAGAACUGAGUGUAGGAACCCACAGGAAUUGGAGGCUAUUCGGCAAGACAGAGAUGCUCUUCACAUGGAGGGCCUUAUAGUGCGGGAACGGAUUUUAGGUGCUGACAACAUUGAUGUUUCCCACCCCAUCAUUUACAGAGGCGCUGUCUAUGCUGAUAACAUGGAGUUUGAGCAGUGCAUCAAACUGUGGCUUCACGCGCUCCAUCUCAGACAGAAAGGUAAUAGGAAUACCCAUAAGGAUCUGCUUCGGUUUGCUCAAGUCUUCUCACAGAUGAUACACCUCAAUGAAGCUGUGAAGGCCCCAGACAUAGAAUGUGUUUUGAGAUGCAGUGUCUUGGAAAUAGAGCAGAGCAUGAAGAGAGUUAAAAACAUCUCCGAUGCUGAUGUCCACAGUGCCAUGGAUAACUAUGAGUGUAACCUCUAUACCUUUCUAUACCUUGUGUGCAUCUCCACCAAGACCCAGUGUAGUGAAGAAGACCAGUGCAGAAUUAACAAGCAGAUCUACAACCUGAUUCACCUGGACCCCAGAACCCGGGAAGGUUUCACCUUGCUCCACCUGGCUGUCAACUCCAACACACCAGUCGAUGAUUUCCACACCAACGAUGUCUGCAGCUUUCCCAACGCGCUGGUCACAAAGCUCCUGCUGGACUGUGGCGCUGAGGUAAAUGCGGUGGACAAUGAGGGGAACAGUGCCCUCCACAUUAUCGUCCAGUACAACAGGCCCAUCAGUGAUUUUCUCACCUUGCACUCCAUCAUCAUCAGCCUUGUAGAGGCUGGAGCUCACACCGACAUGACAAACAAGCAGAAUAAAACUCCGCUAGACAAAAGUACAACUGGGGUGUCUGAAAUCCUGCUUAAAACUCAGAUGAAGAUGAGUCUCAAGUGCCUGGCCGCCCGAGCAGUUCGGGCCAAUGACAUUAACUACCAAGACCAGAUUCCCCGGACUCUGGAAGAGUUUGUUGGAUUUCAUUAAGUGACUGGAUGUGUAAAAUCGUUUAAUGUGGUGCUAAAAAGUAAAGGACUUUAAUCACAGA
Molecule: messenger RNA, 2198 nt
Organism: Grammomys surdaster
Lineage: Eukaryota; Metazoa; Chordata; Mammalia; Rodentia; Muridae
Gene: Fem1b
Product: fem-1 homolog B
Exons: 2
Coding region: 254-2137 (627 amino acids)
Molecular function (GO): protein binding
Source: RefSeq, a predicted model, not a curated record